GCCAAUAUCUAACGGUGAUCGUCAUGCAUGACACUAUUGUGGACGAGUUGACUACAACACCAGUAGUUUCACACAGUUAUCGCACGUACUGACCGCUUAUUAUCUUGUCACAUUCGUGGAUAGUUGCUUCAUAAUUCGUUUCCAUUUUACAUACCACAUUUGUUUAGUAAAAUCCUGAAAAAGCUCAUGUCGUAAGAAGAAAGUGUGUACACAAUACCGUAGCAAACUGAGUACGGUAUUUACCAAGGCCUAACCACUCCUGUAGAAAAGAUACAGUAGCAAGAUGACUUCCCGUACAUCUGCCACUACCGUAUUCUAUGUACGGUACAACUAGGAUCGGCAAGGAGAAUCGGCCAAGAGGAUUCGCCCGGAGGACCUGGUCGUCCUGCAGAGAAUUCGAGCACCCACAAUCGGACCAGGAUACGCUGCCUCGUAUAUGGUGUGACGCUUGGGGAGCAUUGUGGAGUGCCCUCCCGGCCUGUUAUCGCUACCCAAUGCGUUUUGCGCAAUUCAAACAUCUUGCAAUUCACCUGAAACGAGAAUUGACAGCAAUCGAGAAGGGUCGCGCCAGCUUGACUUCCUCCUCCUUCUCAAACUACUUGCUUGGAAUGGGCUCCGGCGAUUCAGCAUUACGGACCUUGCGCGAGGUGGCUAGCGCGCCGGAAACGUCUGCUAAGCCUGAAAAUAAGGAGCAGGAGUCUGAGCCAGAGCCGCAGCCCCAGCAAGCGCAAGCUUGUAAGGGGUCAGCCAAUACUGCGGGUGCCACCAGCGACCAGGCUAGUGCCAAGAACGAUCCGGAGCCAGGUAGCGAACCCCGCGGUCAAGACUCGCCGCCGUCGCCUGUGAUCAUGUCCGAUCAGGUUGAACUAGUAACUGUUGACGAUUGCAGCAAAGUGGUAACUUUUGAGCAGGAAUUGCACCGAAAAACCGGCGACAAAUGCGUGGUCGUGCGGGUCAGAGCCAAAGCCAAACUAGGUCGUGUACCAAAGGGCACGGAGAUGGUGCUGAAAGUCAUCAAGAACCGUCGCAGCACCACGGAGGAGGCGUUCAUCAAGGAGCACCGCACUCACGUGGCCUGCUGUGCACGGCGUCAUGCGAACAUCCUCGCCUGCUACCCGUUUCGUUUCCAGACGGCGAGCAAGUCGCACUUUGGCCUGGUCACGGAAGUCUCCGUGGGUGGCAGCCUUACGCACAUGCGUCCUACUCACCAGAUCGUGGAAGCCGAGAGAAUUAUCCUGGGUAUGGCUAAAGCGCUGGAGCACAUUCAUGGCUGUGGCUUUGUUCACUGUGAUGUGAAAAGGGAGAACAUCCUCUUCGAUGCGCCCGAGGAUGGUGGCGCCAAUCAAUAUCGUCUUAUGGACUUCGGGUCCGCGCGAACACUGGGUGACUGGUAUCCUCAGUCAAACUCCGGCUAUACAACAGUUUACGCUCCACCGGAGAUAUUCCCCGAGCACAAGGAAGUCAAACGUGCCGAUCGCAAGAAGUAUCGCGGCGGGCAGGCGCUUGAUGUGUGGGAGCUGGGCAUAACGGCCCUGUUCCUAUGUCAUAUUCACUUGUGGCGCGAGGCCUCAGCCAACUGUGUCGCCUACACCAGUUAUGCGACUGCAGUGGAGGCCGGAGUGCCAGUAACACACCUGUUCGCUGAUCUGCCAAAGUCGCUGAGACACAUCGUGCCCUCUAUGUUGCAUCCCAGCCCGGAGAAGCGUUGCACAAUACAGGAGAUCAUACAACACCUUCUCUAGCCCGAUAGGCGCUCUACUGGCCUUUCUGGCUGUGUAAACUUUAUGAUUUUGCUAAUCUUGUUGUGUCAUGACAUUGUUAUGAAACGAUGUACAGGUAUUGCUUCCCGCUGUGCUGAUAUUCCCCAAACUGUCUUGUCUUCGUCUAGUCGCGUGCAUGUGUGAUGUGAGCAUGCGCGAUGUUGUAGUCGAGAGUCCAUUUUCCAGUCUUGCUGUUCGUCCCGCGGGAAUCAGCUGUCCCUGUUUUACCAUCAUGUCCUACAUGUAGUUCAAGUUACAAUAAACAGUACUCGUCGUU
This is a messenger RNA of Sycon ciliatum, 2037 nucleotides long. Its product is annotated as hormonally up-regulated neu tumor-associated kinase-like. Gene Ontology annotation, molecular function: protein serine/threonine kinase activity; ATP binding. The record is from RefSeq and is a predicted model, not a curated record. The transcript has a single exon. Bases 318 to 1742 code for a protein of 474 amino acids. NCBI's taxonomy places the organism in Eukaryota, Metazoa, Porifera, Calcarea, Leucosolenida, Sycettidae. Gene Ontology annotation, biological process: peptidyl-threonine phosphorylation; peptidyl-serine phosphorylation.